UAUUACUCUCUUUUUGUCGAACUCGUCUGUUAAAAACAAAUUCGAUCGUUGAUUGAUUCGAUUUAGCGGCGAUGUCUCUCAGACCUAGCGCGAAGACGGAGGUACGACGGAAUCGGUACAAAGUUGCGGUCGAUGCGGAUGAAGGACGGCGGAGGCGAGAGGAUAACAUGGUUGAGAUCAGGAAGAACAAGAGAGAAGAAAAUUUGCAGAAGAAGCGGCGCGAAGGAGUCGCGGCUUCUUUUGGCUCAGCCGCCUCACAACCGGAACAGGAUCUUUCUUCUGCGAAGCAAUUAAAAGACAAUCUACCAGCUAUGGUUGCUGGAAUCUGGUCAGAGGAUAGCAAUUUACAAUUGGAGGCGACAAAUCUCUUGCGCAAAGUGCUUUCGAUUGAGCAAAAUCCUCCUAUCAAUGAGGUUGUACAAUCUGGUGUUGUUCCUCGUGUUGUGAAGUUUCUUUCCAGGGAUGACAUUCCCAAACUUCAGUUUGAGGCAGCUUGGGCGCUCACCAAUAUUGCUUCAGGGACAUCAGAGAAUACAAGUGUCAUCAUUGAGAGUGGCGCUGUCCCAAUAUUCAUCCAACUUCUCAGCUCUGCAAGUGAAGAUGUCCGCGAACAGGCUGUUUGGGCGUUGGGAAAUGUUGCUGGAGACUCGCCAAAAUGCCGUGACCUUGUCCUAAGCUAUGGUGCUAUGAUGCCUCUUCUGACUCAAUUCAAUGAGAAUACAAAGCUUUCAAUGUUGAGGAAUGCUACAUGGACAUUGUCAAACUUCUGCAGAGGGAAACCUCAGCCUUCAUUUGAACAGACACAACCAGCUUUACCAGUUCUUGAGCGCCUUGUGCAAUCAACAGAUGAAGAAGUCCUUACAGAUGCAUGCUGGGCUCUGUCAUACCUCUCGGAUAAUUCAAACGACAAAAUACAAGCGGUCAUUCAAGCAGGAGUUGUCCCUCGCCUCAUCGGGCUCUUAGCUCAUUCAUCACCAUCAGUGCUGAUUCCCGCUCUUCGUACAAUUGGAAAUAUUGUAACGGGCGAUGAUCAACAGACUCAGAUGGUUCUCGACCAUCAAGCGCUUCCUUGUCUUUUGAACCUUCUAAAAAGCACUUACAAGAAGAGUAUCAAGAAGGAAGCUUGCUGGACUAUCUCUAACAUUACAGCUGGGAAUGCAAAUCAGAUACAAGCAGUGAUUGAAGCAGGUAUAAUCCAGUCUCUUGUUUGGGUGCUUCAAAGUGCAGAAUUCGAAGUAAAAAAAGAAGCUGCUUGGGCAAUCUCAAAUGCCACUUCUGGUGGCAAUCACGAUCAAAUCAAGUUCAUGGUGAACCAAGGCUGUAUCAAACCGUUAUGCGAUCUCCUUACUUGCCCGGAUCUGAAAGUCAUAACGGUUUGCUUGGAAGCGCUAGAGAACAUUCUCGUGGUUGGAGAAUCAGAGAAGAACUUAGGUCACACAGGAGACGAAAACCUCUAUGCUCAGAUGAUUGACGAAGCAGAAGGACUUGAGAAGAUUGAGAAUCUGCAAAGUCACGACAACAAUGAUAUAUAUCAAAGAGCCGUGAAGAUCCUUGAAGCCUUUUGGACGGAAGACAAUGAGGAAGAAGGCAACGAUGAGAAUCAUGCUCCACAAUCUGGUUUCCAGUUCGGAAGCACUAAUGUUCCUCCUGGUCAAUUCAACUUUAUUUGAAAGGUACUAUAAUAGUUGCUUGGACUAAUGUUCCUCCUGGUAAUUGUCACGAAGAAGAAAUGUUCACCUCCUCUUUCUCUCCACGUCCACUUCUCAACUCGUGGAUACGAAGAAACAUUUGUACGUUUUAGGCGUCUUAUUUUUGGAAGUUUUUGUCUCUAUGUUACUACUAAAAAUCAUUUGGGGAAGAGAAACAAUUAUUCUAUGUUGGCCGUUAUUUCCUUUUUUCCAUUAAAGUCCACUUUUUACUCUGUUA
Capsella rubella is the source of this 1926-nucleotide messenger RNA. RefSeq names its product importin subunit alpha-3. Gene Ontology annotation, biological process: NLS-bearing protein import into nucleus. The record is from RefSeq and is a predicted model, not a curated record. Bases 72 to 1670 code for a protein of 532 amino acids. Lineage: Eukaryota; Viridiplantae; Streptophyta; Magnoliopsida; Brassicales; Brassicaceae. The transcript is spliced from 10 exons. Gene Ontology annotation, molecular function: protein binding; nuclear import signal receptor activity. Gene Ontology annotation, cellular component: cytoplasm; nucleus.